This is a messenger RNA of Exophiala aquamarina CBS 119918, 456 nucleotides long. RefSeq lists its product as uncharacterized. Gene Ontology annotation, cellular component: cytoplasm; nucleus. Lineage: Eukaryota; Fungi; Ascomycota; Eurotiomycetes; Chaetothyriales; Herpotrichiellaceae. The record is from RefSeq and is a predicted model, not a curated record. Gene Ontology annotation, molecular function: protein tyrosine phosphatase activity. The transcript has 3 exons. The annotation marks the transcript as partial.
GCAAUGGACCAAGAGCCGGUAUGGCACGACGCUUAUCCUAAACCCCGGAACCAAUCCCCCGUAGCGGUCACUCGGCAAGAGUUAUUGCAAUGGCUUCAAGAUGGAAAGACCCCCGGCCUCGACUUUCUUCUGGUUGACUUGCGCAGAACGGACCACGAGGGUGGGACAAUCAAAGGUUCAAUCAACCUUCCCGCUCAGAGUCUCUAUCACAGCCUCCCAACCCUUUUGACCUUGUGUCAAAAUGCUGGCAUACGUACUGUAGUCUGGUAUUGCGGGUCAUCUCGGGGGCGGGGAACUCGGGCUGCCGGAUGGUUUCAAGACCUGAUUGAGGAUCAGAAGCUCUCUGGAAUCACAAGUGCAAUCUUACUGGAGGGUAUUAGUGGCUGGGCUCGAGCAGGUGAAGAGUAUACGAGCCUCAUGGAUGCGUACGAACCUGAACCAUGGUUGAAGGCAAAA